This is a messenger RNA of Ectocarpus sp. CCAP 1310/34, 2402 nucleotides long. The record is from the annotation of a GenBank genome assembly. Lineage: Eukaryota; Phaeophyceae; Ectocarpales; Ectocarpaceae.
UGUUGAUGCGCGGGCCUUUCUGGCCGUCGGCGUAGGCAGUGAUGCCCAUCUCAUUUUUGUGCGCGGAGGCAGACACCAUCAGAAAGGUGGACGGGCACUACACGGCCCUAGGUUUGCUAGAGGGAGCUGUAUUGCCUCAGUAACCUGGCUUCGCCAUCAAAGGAGGAGGGAGCAGGUGGCGACGAGCUGAACUAGGCUGGUUGACCAUUCGGCGCGAGAAUUUUUAUUUUUUUCAGACCAAGAACCUUGAGUGCAAUGAGAGAGAAAGCGAGGAACCGACUGGGAAGGACAGCAACGAGAGCGUGCUGGACUUACGUCGAUGCAAAACAACGAAUAACAAUGUGCCGCACUGCCUCGUGCUUCAAACUCCCAACCGCCGCUCAAGCAGGAAAAUCGCUCAACAGCCUCGGGAUCAUCGGCCGACCACAGGAACGGCAGUUCAAGCGACAGCGGCGGGCUGGCUCCGACGCGACCCGCGCGGAAUUUGCGAUGCAGCAGAUGCUCACCAGCCGCGAAAAACGCUCGAUAGAGCGGGGUUGGAGAAGGAGAGACAGAAAGCUUCGAAAGGCCUUCGAUCAACGUGGAGCCUACCUCGGCGGCCGGAUCAAAGACUUGACGGCAAACGUUGCAGCCAACGAGCAACACAUCAAGCGUCUCCAGGACGCCCUCCGGACUGGCCACCUCCCCAGCCUUCUCCUCCCCCUCCCCCUCCCUUCCGUGGAGGACGGUGAGAACGCGGGCGAUAGGACGUGGGCCGAGGACACGGGAAAACCGCCGGAGGAAAAAGUAGCCGAGAAGCAGAUAAUCCGGUUGUGGCAGCAAGCGUACUCAUCGUUGGAGGUGCUGAAAGAGGAGCGGGAGCGCGACGUCAAGCAGCUGGAGCUCACGCGGAAGGCGAACGAGGUUUUGUCCGGCUGCAAGCAUGCAACGGAUGCCGCCGUGAAGGAAGCCGAUGCCGAACGGUUUGACCUGCUCAACGAGGCGUCGUUGGUUCGGCACGAGGCUUCGCUCCUGCGGAUGGCGGCAAAGGUAGCAGGUUCUAGUCCGCAGGCUUAUGCGCCAUCAACGAUCCUGAGGUGGCUCAGAGACUUUCGGAAGGAAGGUGGUUUCAGGCGGGAUGCACGGGGUGCGCACGAGCCGGACUGGAUCAUGUCAGAGGAGGAUCUGAAGAGUGCGUUGCUGGCGUGGAUGAUAUCACAACCGCGUUUCACCAUCAAGGAAGUCUGCAAGUACAUCAACGGGCCUCUGCUCCAAGACGACAAGGAGGAGGAUCUUUCCAGGCUCCAUGCGUACCAGGUGAACCUUCCGGUUUCGAUGUCCACGAUGCACUCGUGGAUGAUAAGGUUGGGUUGCAGGUACGAGCGGGGUACCAAGUCGUUCUACACGGACACCCACGAGAAGAAGGAGGUAGUCGAGUACCGCGGCGAGUACAUAGAGAAGAGACGCAAGAUGGCGCUGCGUCAACCCUUGUGGGUACGAGUGCAACGAGCCGCUCUCAAGCAGGAGGAGGUGGACCGACUCGACAGCCUUAAGUCGCGAGGCCCGGAAGGAGAUUUCUACGCAGAGGUGUACGACUGCAAGAUCGAUGGACAAGACUGCAUCGAAUUCCACGUAGAUCUCCUGCGCGACGACGGCUCCGUCGAUAACUUCGACAAGCUCCGCGCCGCACUUGGUCCAGAGGGUGGGGACUACAGCGUUUGCUUCGAUCAGGCCGCUGCUGCCCAGUGCGAGCAUUUCCACCUCCCGAACAAGUGCAGAUGCGGCAGGAAAGUGCACCACAUCGGGCAGGACGAGAGUGCCUACAAGGCGGAAAAUGGUGUCUGGUUUUCAGGAAGACACGGCUUCGGCUUACCUAUUUCGGAUGCCGACCUGGCGGCGGUGAACUCCAAACGCGAUGAGGAGGGGAACGGCAAAAAAACCCUGACGCGAAGCCCUGGACUCCGGUUUCUUGAAUACGGAAAAGGCAAGGAUGGGUACUGGGGCUACGACCAGUUCGAAGAACAGGUCGAAGACGUGAUGGACGUCUUGGAGCACAUCGAUCCCGACAUGCAAAUAGUGUUCGAGGUCGACCACUCGUCGGGCCAUGGGAAGCAGCGAGAGGAUGGUUUGCAUGUAUCGAACAUGAACGUCAAGUAUGGGGGGAAGCAAAAGGUGUUGCGGCUUUCGGUCAUGACGGAGGAGUGCUUGGGUCCGGAGGAGGCGAAAAUUUAUUUCGCCAACGGCAGGUGGAGCACGAAGUUCAGCGAGGGGGCAGUGUGUGUUGACCAGAAGCUGACGGUGGGCCAGACUCAGACUAGCACUUUCGCGGUAGGUGCGCCUCCUCCGUUUUUCGAAUGGGAUGCUCCGCGCAAAGACAAGAAGAACGCGAAGGGGAAGGUCAAGGAAGGGUACGAGGGGAAAGC